UUAUUUCGAGUAGUAAUAGUUGGAUUGCGAAUUUGUAAACAUAAUACAAUUGUGGUAGAAGAAACAAACAGAACCUUGGAGAAGAAUGAAAAAUCAGUUGUCGAUGACUAGUAGCGUUUGAUCCCAGCGAAUAAGAGAUUAGUUUCUGACAGCAGUAAUAUCAGUCUCCACGUUAUUUCUCAUCGAGUAUUUGUAAAUAUAUAUCAAGUGACUUCCAUCGAACAAGAAAUUUUCCAUUUUAUACCACCAUGUCUUUCCUAUUGGAAAAGGAGCAGGAGAAUAAAAAUAAGAAAGCAGCAGAAGAGAGUGACUUACAUAUGUCAUUUUCUUACGAUAUAGUUCGCCCACUACAACGGCGAUUGAAUACAGUGGAUCCACCAGUAAAAGAUCAAGUUAAUUGGAAUAUAAUUGAAAAAGGCUCCGAGAAAACGAGAAAAGAGCAAAGAUACAAGAUCACGGCCGAAACGAUCAAAUCGGCACAGGAUGUAAUAAGAAACGACAUUCGGCAAACAAAAUGCAGAAGGAUUUCAAUUCUCAGAGACGAGGGUUUCACUAUCUUUGUGAAGGAAGAGUGCGAUCAGUUUUUGAGUAGCGUUAAAAUACGCGGCGUGGCUUACGUUUUGAAAAACUGGCAAAUCCAAAAGAAAAAAUAUAACGGCAUCAUAGGAAUUUCAACGAGCUGCUUCGCUUUUUGUCUUUGCUCUUACGCAAAGGAGUAUGAAGUACCUGUGACGAUGGUGUUGCCAACGCAAGUACCGAGUGAACUAGUCAGAAUAUGUAGAAAUGUUCUGUCAGCAAGAGUACUCGUCCAGGGUAACGAUAUAGUAGAAGCACAUAAGAUCGCUUUGCGUAUAGCCAAGAUGGAAGGAUUAUUAUAUCUUGACGGAAACGAUCAUCCAGACAUGAUUAUUGGCCAAGCCACCUUAGGGAACGAAAUUUGUGGACAUAUAAAACACAAUAUUGAUACAGUCAUAUUAGCGACGAAAUUCAACGGUUGCGGAUUAACCAUGGGUAUUGCGAUGGCUAUCAAACUACUGAAUCCCGGUGUACGAAUUAUUGAAGUCCAUCCUGCAGUUUCUGAUCCUUUAAUAGACAAUAUUAGAAGCCAAACAAAUUCGCUUAAUGAAUUGGAUGACAUUCCCGUGACCGAGUAUGCAUGGCAAGAAGAGAAGAGUAAUUUACCGAUUAACUGCAUCGACACGAUUGUUAAAGUGGAUGAAUCGUUGAUCAGUACUGCUUAUUAUAUGUUACAACAUGAAGGCAUCAUUGACAACAGUGGAGCGAUUGCUAUAGCUGCCUUUUUAUCCGGUAAACUUGAUGAGUUAAAAGGAAAAAGGGUGAUGAUACCUCUAUUUGGCGAAAUGGACUCGUCUGACGAACUGAAAAGAAAAUACAACUAACUAAUAUAAUAAGUUCGGAUCUUAUCGUGUGCCGACCUCAAAAUUACUUGAAAGAGUAUUUUUAUAUUUCACGAUAAACUUACAAAAAUCAAUUAGUUAUGACAAAUCACGAUAAAUUUAUAGAAAUAAAUUGUAAAACAAAUCAUAUAUAUUUAUUGUAAGCAUUCAGAUCAUCUGAGGUCAGGAGUAAAAACAUUGCGUUCGAGAUAAAGCUCUAUCAAGUUAGCAAUUUUAAUGAUAAUGUUUUUUAAUUACUAAAUAUAAUAUUGUAAUAUAAUUAUUAUAAUAUUAUAAUAAUUUUACAAAAAACUAUUUUAUUAACACCGAUUUCAGAUAUAUCUGUAUUCUUACACAAAUAUAACGUUUAAUAAUGUCAAUGGCAAACGUCAAACAUCAGCCAAUUUUUAUUUUAACUAUUAACUCGAAGAAUAUAUCAGUAUAUAAGUGGUAUAUUUAUUUAGUUUUUUUUUAAUCAUUUCAAUGGCACACAACGAGAAAGUUUGCUAAUUUUGGGCUAUUUGAUUCUCAAAAUCGCAUUUUUCAUUUAUUUUGUAAAUUGAUUGAAGUCAACAAGCUAUAUAUUAGCGAAUCUAAUAAAUUGUAAGAAGCGCUUUUUUUCUAUAAUGCCCAAUUUCUUCACUUUAAAUAUUUUCAUCUAUGAGAUAUUUCUCAGAGAAUAUGUUAAUUUCUAGUAAAAUUUUAAUACAUUUUGUAUAACAAAUUAGUAGUGUGAAAAAUAAUUAUUCGUUAGAUACGUAAUCAGAGAUUUUAACUGAAGGAAAAAAAUAAAUUUUCAGUUAAUUGACGAAUACCUUUAUC
This is a messenger RNA of Solenopsis invicta (red fire ant), 2219 nucleotides long. RefSeq names its product threonine dehydratase (gene Srr). Gene Ontology annotation, biological process: L-serine catabolic process; L-threonine catabolic process. The transcript is spliced from 5 exons. NCBI's taxonomy places the organism in Eukaryota, Metazoa, Arthropoda, Insecta, Hymenoptera, Formicidae. Gene Ontology annotation, molecular function: L-serine ammonia-lyase activity; threonine deaminase activity. The record is from RefSeq and is a predicted model, not a curated record. Bases 249 to 1400 code for a protein of 383 amino acids.